AUGACCCGCGCUACUACCCCUUCUGCCUCAGCCACGCUUGCACCUUCACCUCAUCCUCCCCUACAGGUCCUGGAAACGCCACGCCGCCGGAAGUCUGCUGCUACUUCACGAGCUUAACGCAAUACUUGCAAUACCGCAAAGCGCAGCUGUUCUACGAUUACCGCGCGGCGGAGGACAUGCUCGCGACGCCCGACAUCUCCGUGAUAAUGAACAUCUCGCGGCGCAUAAACGGGCUGCAGGUGGAGGUGUGGAACGGGAUGCGAAGCACGGUCGUGCGCGAGGGGUUCAUGCUGAAGUUUGGGCAGAACGAGGAGUUGCGGAGGUUGCUACUCGAUACGGGGGAUAGGGAGUUGGUGUAUGCGGUUGGGACGAGGGAUUGGGGGGUUGGAUUUGCGGUGAGUUUUUGGGUUUCCCUCCCUGGAGGGUGGGGCUGAUGCGGGUCGGGAGGUGAAUAGCCGGCCGAUGCGGGGAAGAGUAGGGACACUUGGGGGUUGAAUCUGUUGGGACAGGCUUUGAUGGGUGAGUUUAUCCUUCCUCUUUCCUUUUGGGGAAUUUUGGUUGGGACGGGGCUUACGGGGUUGUAAAUGUAGACGUCCGGAGGAGGUUGAGAGAGUACGCCGAUGCUACGGGAACCUAUCCGAAAGCGCGACCGGCGCCGAUCGACGUCAAAAUGAAUAGCUUGGUAGAGUUACAAGGGGGCAGUUGAUGGUUAAGAGAGUGAGAAGGAAUGAGAUAGGUAGCUGGAGGCAACACGACUAUAAUCCUGGGAAAAUAGCCAUCAUAGAAAGAGGAGGGACCUUCUCAUGACUUCUCACUCGCCGACACCAGAGUUAGACACAUGGCCUUGCAGUCAGGCGGGGAUUAUCACGCUCAUCUAAUGAAUUACGAUACCACGACCCACAAAUCUUGUCUAUAAUAGGCGCAUCCCUAGUCAAAUUAAAUUAAAGAACGUCUAUGCUCG
Messenger RNA from Tuber aestivum (summer truffle), 961 nucleotides. Lineage: Eukaryota; Fungi; Ascomycota; Pezizomycetes; Pezizales; Tuberaceae. The record is from the annotation of a GenBank genome assembly.